Molecule: messenger RNA, 1356 nt
Organism: Trifolium pratense (red clover)
Lineage: Eukaryota; Viridiplantae; Streptophyta; Magnoliopsida; Fabales; Fabaceae
Product: ADP-ribosylation factor 1
Exons: 8
Coding region: 340-888 (182 amino acids)
Biological process (GO): vesicle-mediated transport; intracellular protein transport
Cellular component (GO): Golgi apparatus; cytoplasm
Molecular function (GO): GTP binding; GTPase activity
Source: RefSeq, a predicted model, not a curated record
AGUGACAGACAAUGAUGCUAAUAGAUCCCAUAACUGAAAGGUGGAGGGUGAAGAAUCGUUUUUCAUCAUCGUUGUUCCCUCUUCCGUUUCCGAUUCGAUUUUCUAUCGGAAAACCUAACGAAACCUAAACGUUCCUUUCCCUUCUCUGAAUCACAAAUUCUUCCAUCGUUGACACAGGUCAGAUUCACAUUAGCAUGCACAUCCUCUCCUCAGAUUCAGAGUAUCUACUUUGAGAUCUGAUCCGAUUUCAAUUUUUUCUCCGUCAGAAUAAACGAAUUUUCAGCUGAUUCAUGUUCUAAUCGUAACCGUUCUGUGGCCAUCCCUCUGCCGUAUCGGAAGAUGGGAUUAGUGUUUACAAGAUUGUUUUCAUCUGUUUUCGGUAACAAAGAAGCUCGAAUUCUUGUUCUCGGUCUCGACAAUGCCGGAAAAACUACUAUUCUCUAUCGGCUUCAGAUGGGAGAAGUUGUCUCUACCAUUCCAACGAUCGGGUUUAAUGUUGAAACUGUGCAGUAUAACAACAUUAAAUUUCAAGUUUGGGAUUUAGGUGGGCAAACAAGUAUCAGGCCAUAUUGGAGGUGUUACUUUCCAAAUACUCAAGCAAUAAUCUAUGUUGUGGAUUCAAGUGACACUGAUAGGCUUGUGAUAGCUAGGGAGGAGUUCCAUGCAAUUCUGGAGGAAGAAGAACUAAAAGGUGCAGUUGUUCUCAUUUUUGCAAACAAACAGGACCUUCCUGGUGCCCUUGAUGAUGCUGCAGUAACGGAGUCUCUUGAGUUGCACAAGAUUAAAAACCGCCAAUGGGCUAUAUUUAAAACUUCUGCUAUCAAAGGCGAAGGACUUUUUGAGGGCCUCGACUGGUUGAGCAAUACACUCAAAUCUGGAGGUAGCUGAAGGUGCAAGCUUCAACACAUUUGAUAUAUAGAUCGAUUGGUGAAUUCAGAAGGAAGGUUGACAUGCGUAUUUUGGUAUCACUUUCGUAAUGAUUAUUGUUAUUUGGGCUCACUUAUUUUAUUAUGUUUUUUGUGUUCAAAGAUUAACUAUAUGAAUGUCGGUCAAUGGUCGCUGCUGUCUUUUUGUCACUUCCAUUUUUAUUUUUGAAGUUCAUUUCUUGACCCCUCUGCAUAGAGUAGUUUCGAAAGAAAAAUUGAUCUUCUAAUUUGUUUGUGUAAUUGAGCUACAUGGGGUUUAUAUGUUAGUUACAUGCUCAACGUACAAUAGUUUAGUACAUAACAAUGGUGGUUGAUGAAGGUGGAUUUGGCUUCGCCAAGUUGAGAGAUUGCAUUUUGUCAAGUGACAACCGUUGAUAGCAGUUUAUUGAAAAACCAUCAAUUUAAGAUUGUGAUAAUUGGUAUCGGGUAA